CCUGCACUCCACGAAACACUCUCCAGACUGAACCUCCCACAGAGGCCGCGCCGGUGCCCUGCUAAGUCGAGCGUCUUCGUCUUCUCCAUCUGUCUAAAACCAAAAGAUUUUGUCUGCACCAUAAUCGCAAACCACUGCUAUCUCUGCAUAUAGCCGUAUGAAUUGCUAGUUUUUGUUUCUCCAUUGCUGCUGUCAAAGGUUAGCUAGGCUAGUAUCGUUUCGAGCAAGCUCGUGAUGCCAAGUUGGAUUGUCGUUUGUGUUCUAUUCUUCUCCCGGGUUAUGAUCUAUCUAAUGUCUCAGUUCCAUUUUUCUAUUUGUAAUUUUAGAUUGGAUUUUGCCAUUUAUCUUUUUCCUGUUCUUACCUUUGGGGGUUGAUGGACAUAUGCGGGAGGGGUUGCACGUAUCCAAACACACACAUAUGUGUAUUGCGAAAGCAAUUUUUCAAUGAAUGACCGUUUGUUUCUUAGUUGCGUUGCCCUCCUGUUUUAUUAGAAGCUUGUAUAUAAUCUAUCUAUUAUUCAGUUUUACAUUUGAGAAGAUGUUUAGAUACAUGACUACUUAUGGAUUUCUUUGAUUACAUGAGUCACUCUUAUCACGUUUACUGACUAAAUUUCUUGUUUCAAAAGAGGGCAUACUAAGUUCAGGCAGUUCUGAGGACACCUGCAGCUACUCUCUAAUUUUGUAGCAUGUUCAUCUUCUUUUAUUCAAGGCACCAUUGCAAUUGAAAGAGCAUCACCAUUGAAUUUUUCGAUAUUACUUGCCAAAGUUCAUUCUUACUAGAAUUCAUUUGAGAAAAAUUCCUUAUAUAGAACUAAAACAUAGACAAAAUGCACAUAUAGGACCACCACUGUUUUCUUCCUAAAAUUGGACUUUGGACAUAUUCAUUCCUAAUAGGGGAAGGUUUAUACGGAGUACUUUUGAUAGGAUCAAAUAAGUCCUAUGUUGGAAAUAAAACACAUAUAGUCCUAUUUGUGCAUUUCAUCUAUGUUUUAGUCCUGUUUAGAGCAAUUUCUAUAUUCAUUUCAUGAAAUCUGGAGUUCUAAACAAGUUUAUAUUCAUUUUGUGCAUCCUGCUAUUCAAUGCCAUGCAUGUGACUCUUUUCAAAUAAGAUGCUUAUCUACUUCCUAUUCUAACUAUAUUAGGAAUUAGGAUGCUUUCCAGUGUUAGAUAUGGGAACAACUAAUGAUAGGAAUGGAAGUGGUUGCUUACCUAUGCUGUCUUCCGAAAAUGGCUCCUUGUUUGUGCCUGCUCCACCUACAGCCAUACAUCCAGAUGCAAAGCAAGAAGAACUUGACCAAAAAGUUCUACUAUGUCAAGGACAAGGUUUGAGACUUCUGGGAGACACAUCAAUCUACUUGCAUAUCAUUUUAGAGUUUCUGUGAAGUGUCCCGAUGAAACUUUUUGCCAGUACAGCGUAAGUAAUUUACUUCACUUUCAUGAGUUUCAUCCUAAUUCGAGGCAGCAUGUUGUGGGGAGAAACGUAUUAGAGAAUGUUAUGACAGGUUACUAUUACUUGUGAGGACAAAAAGGCUGUUAAUGGCAGCUGCAUUGGGAGAAAAGUCAUAAACUUCAUCAAACAUAUUCUUCUGAAUUUUCUGGGAAGAGGUUUGCAUAUGAUGGAGAAUGAUGUUUGUACACAGUGGAGCUCUAGAACAGAACAACAUGAAGUAUACUGUAGUUCUUGAAGAGGCUACGGGCAAAAUGUAAUUUCUUUCACUAUGUGCAUUGCUUCUCAUUUCUUUCGCAUAAAUGUCCAUUAAGAAGUAUGAGAAUGAUAAACUUAGAUGUUGAAAUACUCUAGGUUAACGCACUCCAGCCUGUAUUGUAUCCUCUCCACCUUAAGACCACUACACUUUUUAGUUUUAAAAUCUUUCAUAUGUUUAGCAACUAGGAUAGCUCCACCUCUUUAUGUUGAUCUUAUUCGUGUAUUAUGCUCUUACACAUGGACCAGUGGAUUCCUUGGUGAUUCUGUUAAAAGGUCCAAGGGCUCUUUACAACCAAGGACGCUCAUAGUGGAGAUAACUUAUUCUGCUAAAAUACCUUAGCUCGGUGUAUCAUGCCCUUGAAGGAGCUGACCCAGAACAUGGUCAAAAUGCACCGAGGGUCCUUGACGUUAUACUGAGACAAUGAGCAGCUAAUAGGCAGCAAAUUACUUCUUCAUGUCACGUGUAACAUUUGUUUCAGCUAAGACAUAUCAAGAUUUCUUUAUGGCCUCUUUAAGACAUUUGUUACCUAUUGUAACAAUUGCUUCCUACAGAGGUUGCCUCUUGGUUGGUCAGUCAUUCUUUCUUGACGACUCAAGAAACUGUACUGAAAUUGGCGGGGGUGUAACUGGUUGUAGAGGGUUCCAUUCUUGCUUUCGCACAACUCAUGCUGGCUUGACCCUCAAUAUGGGGUUUUCCCUGAAACAACUUAGUAUAUGAAUAUCCUAGUGGCAGAGAAGGUCAGAUGUUUUCUAUGGCUGGUGCUGAAAAAUAAAUUGCUUACAAAUGUGGAAAGGGAGAAGCAACAAAUGGCUGAUGAUGCUUGAUGUCCAAUAUGUAACAUUGAGGAAGAAACAGUGCUGUAUAUUCUUAGAGGAUUGUUCUCCCGUGGCUUCAGUUUGGAGAGAAAUUGGCCUCGAGAUAAAUAGAAUGGGUGAGGAUAUGUUAAAAAUUUUUUAUUGGAUUUAUAGCCACUGUCAUAACUCUAGAAGUGAUCCAGGCAGAAAUCUGCAAGAUUCUAGAUUUGCUUACACAACUUGGUUGAUUUGGAAGACACACGAAAUGCGCUGAUAUUUGAGAUUUUCAGGGCAUUCAACCAGAUGUGCACCGCCUUUGGAAGGCUGCCAAACUCUUAGUUGCAGCAUAUACAAUUGUUUGCUCUUUGAAUCAAAUCAAACAACAAAGAGUAGCUAAACCUAUUAGAUGGAUUCCACCAGAAGUAGGUUGUUUGAAAGUCAACUGUGAUGGGUCUUGCUGGGGUAGGGAUAAGGUGGCUGGAGCUGGUGGUUUAAUACGAAACCAUGAAGGGGAAUGGGUGAGUGGUUUUAUGCUUAAUAUUGGUAAAACUGAUAGCUUUAAGGCAGAGCUGUUGGGCACUAGACAGGGGCUUCUUGAAAGUAUAAUUCAGGCUCUGAAGAAUAAAGAUGGACAGAAUGCUAAUAGUAUGGGAAUACUUGUGUGGGAUUGUCAGAAACUCUUAACCAAAGAGAGAUUUAAUAAAUUACAACAUACUUUUCGCGAAGGAAAUAAAUACAGGCAUUUUGGCAAAUGCAUCGCAUCAAGCGUCAAAAGGUUUGUCUAUUUUUCAAGAGGUUCCUAUUUGGAUGACACGCUCUCGGCUCUCUAUGGGAGGAUGCAAUUGGGCUAGAGACUAUUAGAUUCUAAUUUAUGUUAUUUUCCAGUUGUACCUUCUGCUUUAUUCUAGUUACAGCUCAUCCUCUGAAUAAAGCAGCAGUUACUGCUCAUCCGUUGCUGCGGUCAUUCUUCUUUACCUUAUCGCUUUUAGGGCAAAGAUACACCGAUAGUACAAUACCAGUUAGAAAAAUUUCUCCCUAAUCUCUUGCGUUUUUCUGUCUGCCAGGUGGUUGAAUCCCGGUUUUGGCCAUUGAUUUCGAAACAACAGGCUGCUGUUCGAACUCAAUCUUCUAAGGUAGAAAUGGUUGAAUCUCUAUAUAAGCCUUUAGCAGAUAGUGAGGACGAUGGUAUCAUGAGGACAUGAGAGAGCUGCAUGUGGACUUUUAUCAAACAAGGAAUGGGAGCAAACCAGCUCAAAUUAUUGUUUUCAGGUAUUCCACCAUUUUAUGAGUCUGGUCUGGUUGCUUAUGAAGAUGAAACUUGUAGCAGAGAUUAUCCAUGUCAAAGUUUCAUUUUAUUAUCAUUGAAAGUUUUAAAAGUACAUCUCAUCUUCAUUUUUUGUGGAACUUAAUAUUGAAAUAUGGUAUUUUCUCCUCACUCCCAUCCUAUGGAGUUAAUUGUAUGUUGUGCCCACGUUCUAAUGUUCUUGUAUUUGCAGGCUUUAGUAUUAUUAAUGUCAUGGCACAAAAAUCUUCCUCAGGGAUGUGUUGGUGAAUCACAAUUUCGUUAAGCAUCAAGUUGGAUGAAUGAUCAAGGUAAUAUGUUUUAUCUGAUCUGUCAAUGGCACCACUCUCUCAAACAUCAUAAU
Messenger RNA from Cuscuta epithymum, 4146 nucleotides. Lineage: Eukaryota; Viridiplantae; Streptophyta; Magnoliopsida; Solanales; Convolvulaceae. The record is from the annotation of a GenBank genome assembly.